Messenger RNA from Paramormyrops kingsleyae, 2841 nucleotides. RefSeq names its product GTPase IMAP family member 4 (gene gimapl). NCBI's taxonomy places the organism in Eukaryota, Metazoa, Chordata, Actinopteri, Osteoglossiformes, Mormyridae. The record is from RefSeq and is a predicted model, not a curated record. Gene Ontology annotation, molecular function: GTP binding.
UGGGGUUCUUUUAAGGGACAGUAAUAGUUCCUAUGCAAAAGUGGUUGCUAAAUAAAUAAGCGCACAACUAACAACGUACAUUACCGUGAAAUAUCAAACUUUAUUUCUGGCUAUAACGGUAUUGGACAAGCAUUUGACGAUCACUUUCAUUCUCAAUGCACCAGCCUGACUACGGCGAAGCGAGAGAUUCAGCACGCGGACAUGGCAGCACAAUGCGCAUGCGCUGUCACGCCCCCCACCUGCCGCCCAACCAGGAAAUCCUCCUCAGCAGGCUCACACCGGCCGACGCGUGUACAGGGGAGAGCGCGGAGAUGGCAUCCAGCGAGUCUGUUGAAUCUGUAGGUGAGGGGGUCCCUAACUCCGAGGAAGAGGAGCAGAGGUCCGAAGUUGCCAGCCGCCUGAUGGAAUUGAGGCUGGUUCUCCUGGGCUGGAGGUGGCCUGGGAAAAGCCUGACGGGAAACACCAUCCUGGGCCGGGAAGAGUUUCGCCUGGAGCGGGCGGCCGAAUUCUGUGUCAAGCGGGAGACGGUACUGGAGGGGCGGAAGGUGACUGUGGUGGACACUCCAGGAUGGUUCUCCUCCCAGACCACCCCAGAAUCCUACCAGCAGGAGAUGAUGCAGGCACCCUCCCUGUGUGCGCCAGGCCCACACGCCUUCCUUCUGGUGAUUCCCGUGGGCAUGUUCACCGAGACGGACCGGCUCCGCGUGGAGGAGAACAUGGCGUUGUUCGGCGAGCGGAUCUGGAGGCACACCAUCCUGGUGUUCACCUGGGCGCCGGGCCUGCGGGACAUGCCCAUCGAGCGCCACAUCCACCGGGAGGGCCGCGACCUACAGUGGGUGGUGGAGGGCUGCCGGAACCGCUACCACGUCAUCAACAACCAGGUCUUCGGCGAGCACCCCCAGCUCGCCCUCCUCAUCGAGAAGAUCGAGAACAUGGUGGCUGAGGAGGGAGGCUUCUACGUGGAUGAGGAGAAGCCUGCCACGGUCAGCGUGGACGGCCGUGACCUUGGCGCCAGGCCGAAGCAGAACGGCAGCGCGGUGAUGAUCCAAAACGCGGAGCCCUCACAAAGUGUAUGUAAUGAUGGAGAGAGCGGGGUUGCCACUACCCAGUAGGACACCUGUAUCAGGUUUGGCGCCAGUGGAUGGAGGAGCCGUUUGAAAAGACUUUUCUGCCUUGAGAGCUCUGACCCCAGUCUCCUAUGGCAGUCCGACACACCACUAUUGCCUGAUAUCUAUAGUCCAACUCCGCCCCCCCCCCGCCCCACCUUACAGUAGGCACUUAUUUCCAUAAGUCUAUAUAAAGUAGUGAUUGUUUAGAGUAGAUUAAGGUUAGUUAUGUAAUUAACCUUGAAGUGUAAACACCAGACGCCCAGGCUACAGCAGGAACUGAUGUUACACUCGUCUGGUCUCUGCUGCAUGAGCAGCUCUUGUUUUUUGUUUUUUUUUUAUCUGCUUAUUUAUUUUUUAUCUGUGAAAUUUGAGUCUGUACAGAAUUAUUGGGAUGGCUGAGCAGAGUACAGAGUACAGAGUACAGUUUCAGGUACAAAGAGACUCUGCGCUCCUGGGGGGGGUCAGUCUCCAGGCUCAAAUGAUAUUCUGCAGCUAAUUGGCUGAACCACCAAGGGCUGCCACCAAUGAUGUACACUGUUACACAUGCACAACUAUUGUGACUUAGACUUCAGGGACUGGAAUCUCAGUGUGUGAUAUUUUAAUAUUAACUGGAUAAGUUAAACCAAAAAAAGAACAGAAAAAACACGAACCUCACAGAGGUCGGUGAUGUGGGUGGUAGUUUUGAUACACCAGGGCGUCCAUGUACUGGACAUAAAUGUCCCCGUUUACUGGGCUUUGGGCUUUUUUUGCUCUGUACCAAAAACAGAAUGCUGCUUCAUAAAUAAAUGCUUCUUAUAACCCUGGUGCCUUUCCCAGGAAGCACUGGGUGUGGGGCAGGGGUCCACCCUGGAUGGGAUGCCAGUGCAUUGCAGGGGACACACAGAGCCCUGAUUUUUUUCUGUUCGUCACAGCAGCAUUUUAUCCUGUAGGUUGACAAAAAAAAACAAUGAUUUUAGCCCAAGGGUCACCAGCCCCCUAAAUUCCAAGCCCUGAAGAUGGGUAAUUUUUCAAGGCUCCCAUUUAGCAGGAGGAAACCUGAGCACCUGUAGGAAGUUAAUAUAACAUUCAUCCCUUAAGGAUUGGCUUACAGUGUCUCAGUUCCCUAACACACUACACUGACGUCAGAGCUGAGGCGAGCCGGAUUUCACCCUCCAGACUGGCACAGACUGCCUUCCGCACCACCCCAAAUGCACCGCAGCUCCCGGACUGGCACAGACUGCCUUCCGCACCACCCCAAACGCACCGCAGCUCCCGGACUGGCACAGACUGCCUUCCGCACCACCCCAAAUGCACCGCAGCUCCCGGGGUUUGUCUACGCCGCUUUCUCGUGUGGUGAAGGAGGGAGGGAGGCAUAUUCAGUGCACAUCAGUGUUUCUCGAAUCGGCCCUCGCGAACACCCGGACAGUCUACAUUUUUGCUCCCUCCUGGUUGGGAAGAAGCAAAAAUGUGGCUAGUCUGGCAGGGAGCUGGGAGAGAGCAAAAUCGCAGAAUGUCCCCGAGGUCCGGAUUGUGAAACCCUGGGUUACAUUGAUUAAUAUCCAGGUAACAGGUGUUCGGCCUGCUGAAUGUACAGUGGCCCCCACCCUCCUGGCUAAACGUGAAGUUCCAUCGUAGUAUUUAUUGGGGCACUGUUAUUAUGAAGAGCGUGCUUUAUUCUGUAAAGUAAAAUGUACUGAGUAUACCAUUCCUGCUAGAUUUUUGUUUACAAUGAAAUAAACAAAACCGAACUGGA